Messenger RNA from Mirounga angustirostris (Northern elephant seal), 3463 nucleotides. Its product is annotated as endogenous retrovirus group K member 8 Gag polyprotein-like. Bases 1072 to 1878 code for a protein of 268 amino acids. NCBI's taxonomy places the organism in Eukaryota, Metazoa, Chordata, Mammalia, Carnivora, Phocidae. Gene Ontology annotation, molecular function: structural molecule activity. Gene Ontology annotation, biological process: viral process. The transcript has 6 exons. The record is from RefSeq and is a predicted model, not a curated record.
CUCGUUCCGGAAGAGAAAGCUUCGCUUCCGGAGCACCCGGAACAGGCUCACAGUCCCGGCAACCCGAGAAAAGGCCGGCAGAGAGCAGUGUUGGAGAGCAGAUGGGAUUACCGGCGGCUCUUUGGCGGGAGCCCAGAGGUUCUCAGAUUCAUCAACAAGACAGAAGCUCCAAAAGAGGGAUUUCUUGGUAUAGAGAUUAAGAGGGCAGACUUGGGAGCCAGAUAGCUUGGGCUCAAAUCCUGUCUCUGCCACUUACUUGUGAUGUGACCUUCUUUGGCCAUGUGACUACAUAGUUCAUCUGUAGGUUGUUUGCAUGAAACAUGAUCACUGCUACCGAGGCAUCCUUUUGCUCCUGCUGAGUACUGCCUGCCUGCAUCUUCAGUCUUUGUGUUGAUAGCCACAUUGUUCCACUCUCCAUAAGAUGAAGGACCUCUCAGAUUGUGCUCCUCACCUCAUAAUGAGAAUUAUCAGCAGGCCCGGAUGGAUUCCUAAGCAAUGUGAGCCUGCUCUCCUGCAAAUGUCUUUAAUAAUAAAUGAAGAGAAAGGCAGAAGAUGUGAAAAUGAGAUCCAGAGCCACGAAAGGACUUACUGAAGAUCACUCAUCCCAGGCAGUGAUUGAGGCAUGCUAACAACUUAGGUCUUUUGGACUUGUUCACAUUUCCUUCCAUUAUUGAUAUGUGCAGAAUUUGACUUCUGGGCAUUGGAUGGUGGGCACAGCCAAUUUGUGUCUUGAAUGGAAUAAUGAGGGAAUUAAGAUUCAUUUUCCAUGAGCCACCUCUGAACAUCACCCCUGUGAAGUCCUUUGGUGCCAUUUUGCUGAUGGAAGAAGCUUAAGAUGUUGGCUUGAUACAUUGUUAUGUUUAUCUGAUCUCUGCAAGUAUACAGCUACGUGAGUAAUAAACGGCAGUAUGCAGUUGCAAGUGCUGCCUUUGCUCUGCAUCCCCUGUGUCCUGGUGAUUUCGUAGACCCUUACCCAGGGACCCCAACGCACUAGACGUUGACAAUUGGCACCUGAACAGGGGCCCUGAAGGACGUACAGGAAGGGUGAGUAACUUAAUUAAGUACAGGGUGAUGGGACAAGAAACUUCUACUCCUUAUGUUCGAAUGCUGAAGCAUUCACUUGCUGUCUAUGGUAUUACUGUCGCUUCUAAUGAUAUUGAGCUGUGUUUGAAGGUGGUUCGAGAAUGGAACCCUUGGUUUCCAGAGGAGGGAACUUUAGACAUGGAUAAUUGGCGGCGAGUUCGACAUAAUGUCGAGAAGGCAAUGAGACAGGGAGAAAAAAUUCCCGUGCGGUUUUGGUCUAUUUGGUCAAUUAUUUUUACAGUGCUUAAAGCGAUGGAGGAUGACCGCACGGUCGAAGACUUCCAUAAGGAGAUGGCUCCUUCUAUACAAGACCUCCCUUUAGAUACGGAUGAGAAAAGGGCGGUAGAGAAAGAUACCUUUAAGCUUACACCAUCCCGUGAGCCUAGCGAGUGUGGUAAUGAAGAACCAAAACCGAAAGUAAAGUCGGAUCCCGAGGUGGAGCAUGUAUGGAAGGUUUUUCAGCAGGUUAUGGCUAUGACGGAGGAGUCUAAGAAACCCUCUAGGAAGCCCUCUGCUCCGCCUUUGCCUUCUGUACCAGCUCUUUCUUCUAAAAAUCCUUUCCUUUCUGCUGCUUUAGCUGAGCUUGAUGCGCUAGAGGAUAGCGAUGAUGAGGCUGGCGCAGCUAAUUCUGUCUUUGCUUUUCCUGUUAUUAGGCCUCCCCCGGUCCAGGGAAUGGCACAAGCACCAUAUUAUGAAGGAAUAGGUAUAGAAGAUAUUGGUCGCUUGAAAAAGGCAGUGUCUUUAUAUGGACCUCAAACACAUUAUGUUAAGGAGCUAGUUAAUGGUCUGGCUUGACAUUAUAACAGUUUUUCUCCUGAGGACUGGAGGGUCCUCUGUCGGGCUCUUUUAAAGGAGCCUGAAUAUCUGCAGUGGCAGAUGUGGUUUUCUGAACUUUGUAUGUAUGUACAUGUGGUAAUAGAUACAUAUUCUCAAUUUAUAUGGGCCACAGCACAAAGUGGCGAAACUGCACAACAUGUUAUCACCCAUCUUUUAGAAACUUUUGCUGUGAUGGGUUUACCAUCUAUUAUUAAAACAGAUAAUGGACCUGCAUAUAGCAGUAAAAAAUUUCAAACUUUCUGUAAACAAUAUGGUAUCAUGCAUAAAACAGGCAUUGAGUAUAAUCCUCAAGGGCAAGCUAUUGUAGAACGUGCACAUAAUACCUUAAAGUUACAAAUUAAAAAAUUAAAAAGGAGGAUAAAGGAUCAUAUCUUAGCAUUCACUCAAUCAAAUGCACGUUCUAUUUUGCAACAAGCUCUGUUCACAUUAAAUUUCUUGAAUCUUCCACAGGGAGAUAUCCUCUCCCGUGCAGAGAAACAGUUCAUAGAGGGAGAGGUCGCUCCCCCUCCAUUAAAUGAACAUAUAUGGUUUAAACCAACCGCAGAUGCAGAAUGGCAACCGGGGCUAUUACUUUGCAGAGGGAAGGGUUAUGCUUAUGUCUCCACAGAGGAUGGACGGACCUGUUCCUGGCUUCCCUGCGCGAUGGAUCCAGUCGAGGGCCAAUUCGAAUGGCACUGUAUCCCACCAGACGACAAAUGGGGAAUCCAGACCAAGAUGAACUUCCGUUACAGGCCAUGGCACAUCUGAAUUUGGGAGGACGACGUCGCCGUCGGCAGAUAUUUGCUACUGCUUUGCCGACUUGGGGGCAAAUUAAAAAGCUUAGUGGGGAGGGGCAAAAAAUCCUGCAGCGAACGGGGAAGGCUUGUACGCCUGAAAAUUUAUUUUUGGCUAUGUGUGCCUUGCUUACUGUAUCAGAUGCCGCUACGUUGGCCAAUUUACUUCUUAAGCAACUUGAGGGACUAGAUCCAAAAGGUAUUAUUCAGAGUUUGGGGCACACUGCUGGAGGAAUGGGACUUGUAUUGUUGAUUGUUAUCUUAUGCUUUAUGCUGUUGCAUUUUUGCUAUCUAAAGCCUUCCCAGAAUUCUAUGGCCAUCCUUUGGAGGGCACUUUUAUUAAAACAAAAGAAAAAAGAGGGAAUUGAGAUGGUGUAGGCUUGUAGGCCCCUUGCAGGCCAGGGUCAUUUGAGGACUGCAGUGAGGUUAAGGUCGGCCAGGCAGGCCUAGGCCAGGAGGAGAAAACGUUCUCUUCCCCUUAUCUCAUGUUGCAAGUUCUGGAUCAGCAGGAAGUGGCUCUUGCCUAGCUUAAAGUGUAUCUUUCUAAUCAGAAGUGUUCUUUCUAAAGACAAAGAACAUGUUGUCUCCAAAGGAAGGAUGGCUAAGAGAAUUCUUUAUUCUGCAAGCAUAAACAGGAUGUAUUUUGUUCUUAUUGCAUUUCGUGUAUAUUUCACUUCACAGAUGUUGGCUUGAUACAUUGUUAUGUUUAUCUGAUCUCUGCAAGUAUACAGCUACGUGAGUAAUAAACGGCAGUAUGCAGUUGCAAGUGC